Messenger RNA from Cotesia glomerata, 1313 nucleotides. RefSeq lists its product as uncharacterized. Bases 8 to 766 code for a protein of 252 amino acids. The transcript has 2 exons. NCBI's taxonomy places the organism in Eukaryota, Metazoa, Arthropoda, Insecta, Hymenoptera, Braconidae. The record is from RefSeq and is a predicted model, not a curated record.
AAAAAGUAUGAGUAGAAAUAUGGAAACAAACAAGAGUCAAAACGGGGCUCACGCCCAGCAAGCAGCUAUCGUAGCAAGCGCUGAGAUGAAGAGGGCACAAGCGCUGGAACACCUUGAUAAGCUUACUAGAGAGCUGCAUGAGUUUGUUAAGUCUAAAGUCAACAUCCACAAAGAGAUCAAGACGAAGACAACCGGUGUAGUCAACGCCCUUCAAAGGUUCAGAACACUUGAUGACGGAUGGCAGGCACAACAACGGCAAACUCCCAAUGUCACACCGAAGAAGAGCAGACAACCUGCCGCAGACACCGUCGAAGAGAUGGACACCGGUGCCGAAGGCGAUGGUGAAUCUCUAACAGAAGACAGAAGCGACACUGGUGUCAGGUCUGGGAAGAGGAAAGACCGUAACUCUCCUGACCCAACGGUCAACCAAGUAAUGAAGAAAAAGGACACAAAACCAAGUCCUCCGAAAGAAGUGGCGGCACGGAGUGCCAAAAAUAAGGAGGUCGACGCGUGGCAAAAAGUAGAAUCGAAGAAGAGAAGGCCGGAGCAGGAUCACCUCCCAAAGCAAUUGCCGAAGGAGCCACGACCGGAACCUAAGCGGAAAAAAUCGCGCAAAUGGAUCAGACCUGACGCGUUGAUAAUCCGCCCUGCCGAAAAAGAGAAGUAUUCCGAGAUAUUGCGCCGCAUAAAGCGUGAUGUCCCAGCAGACCAGGUUCGAAAUACCGUCGAGAAGGACCAUCACAGGAAUUCUUCAAGACGAUGCUAAGGUAGUCUGUAAAGGUCCACAGGAGACCAUUGAGAUUCGAGACAUUGACGAAGAAACGACGAAGGAAGAGAUCCAGGCCGCCCUGAAAGAGGAAGUUGGAAAAGAUCAUGAGAUACCUCUAGAAGGAAUAAAAAUCCGUAAGGCUUUCAGAGGUACGCAGACGGCUGCAGUCACUUUACCUAUGACCAUCGCGCGAAAAUUAGUGGAAGGAACCGGCAAGAUCCAUGUCGGGUGGGUUAACUGCCGAAUCAAAGCGACGACGAGACCUAUCCAAUGCUUUAAAUGCUGGCACUUUGGACAUGUUGGGCCCCAAUGUAAAAGCCAAGUAGACCGAUCUAAACUCUGCAUCAGAUGUGGACAAGAAGGGCACCGUAUCGCGGACUGUAAAAUUCUGCCAAGUGUGCAAUAUGUGCUGACCAGCAAGGAGCAAAGGACGUGGCUCACCAUGCCGGCACCUACAGAUGCCCGGUAUAUCAGGAGGCGCUCCAGAAGUUGACGAACAAACAAGCAUGAGGAUAUUGCAGCUCAACCUCAACCAUUGUGAAGC